Colletotrichum graminicola M1.001 is the source of this 1752-nucleotide messenger RNA. RefSeq names its product SET domain-containing protein. The transcript has a single exon. Gene Ontology annotation, molecular function: protein binding. Lineage: Eukaryota; Fungi; Ascomycota; Sordariomycetes; Glomerellales; Glomerellaceae. Bases 1 to 1752 code for a protein of 583 amino acids. The record is from RefSeq and is a predicted model, not a curated record.
AUGGUAGAUCUGUCUGGCAUUAUAUCACAAAAUGCAGCAAACAGCCCGAAUACGAGCAACCUCGGAAGAGAGACUAUCGAGAACAAGACUCCUCCUACCUUUAGCACACAGACGACGAUAGCAGAAGGCCCGUCAAGCAGCAGCCAGUAUAACACACUUGUACUAGCACAGAGGGCGCCGUCACAAGGGCCGGAACUACAACCGCAGCCCGAAAGACCCGAUCCGGCCUCGCAACGAAGAGGAACGGGAGCCCUACGGCCUCUCCAGGGAACCGGCCGGGUGAUGGAGGAUGAACCAGAGAGCCAGCGGCGGAUGCAGGUCGCGAGCAACUUCCCCAAGCGCACAAAGACCGUGGCGUCGGACCCCGUCUUCAUCCCGCAGCAGUCCUCCAUUGAGAAGUUCGUCAUCAGCAUCUGGGAGCAGAUCCACGGCGGCAUCAGCCUGGACCCCCAGAGCCUGCUCGAACAGUGGCAGCUGACGGCCACGGCCGCGACGGCGACCAUCAACAACGCCGGCAAGAUCCACGUGCCCGAACAGCUCGAGCUCGGGCUGCUCCAGGCGCCGGCGGCGAAUGGGACGAUGGCCGACAUCGACAUGGAGGGGACCUUCAACCGCAGCAACAUCUUCUGCCGGAAGGUCACGCAGGCCAGCCGCGCAUGCCGCUCGAUCGAGGUCAUUGUCCAAGCGCGGUGGAUCGAGCACUUUGACUCGUACGUCGAGCUGCUCGCCAUCACGAACCCGGGCAUGUCCCCGACCAAACGGCGCAAGGCGGCGCUCAUCGAGGCGUGCAACGACUUUGGGUGGUCGGAGAAGGAGCUGCGGAACAAGAUGGCCAUCUGGCGCGGCUACAAAGAGAUCAAGGACGCCGGCGGGUGGGCGGCGUUGGUCUUCGCCGGCAUGGGUCUCUACCGCUUCUGCAAGUACCGCGUCGGCUUCAACUCGGACAGCAUGCAGCGGCUCCGGUGUCUGCGGCCGCGGAUCGAGGUCGCCGCGGACACCCUGCACCCCACAUGGCGGCAGCUGCUCAUGAUCGUCGGGGAGCCGGCCCAGCGGCGCUUCAGCGGACACCCUCACGACUGGGUGGUCCGGCAGGACGGAUCGGAUCCCGUGCCGCUCCGGUCGACAUAUCUAGAAUACGAUCCCUACUUCAGCUUCGAGCAGCUGGAACACUCCGUCAUGGACAUGAGCGCGUGGGGGACCGAAGACCCGCGAUGGGUGCCGCCCAUGAACGCGGUGGCGUGCGUCCAGGGGAAGCACACAUGUCACCUGUGCGGACAGGAGCAGUCCGAAGACCCCAAGAUCAACUCCUGCUACUGUUUCCCGACGCUCUUCGGGUCCGGCGGCCGCAGCCCGUGUCCCGUGCAGGUGUUCCGCACGCUAAACGGGUGCAACAAUGGGCUGAUGGCGCUUUGCCCCUUCGACCGCGGGGCGGCGAUAGGAGAGUUCGUCGGCCUCAUCACCAAGGGUCUUCAGAACAUGGACGUCAUGGACAGCUCGGCCGGCAUGCGGGCUUAUCAGAUCUGGCAGGGCCGGCAGGGCAACUUCACCAGGUUCGUCAAUCACAGCUGCAAGUCCAACGCGCAGUUCCAGCGGUUUGUUUGGAUGAGCACGCAGCGCAUCGUCCUGGUGAGCAAGGGUAUCGAGGCCGGGCACGAGAUCACGGUGGACUACUCUGGGAGCUACUGGCGCGGCCUAGACAAAAACUGCCUCUGCGGGGAGUCGUGCUGCCGGUACAGAACUGCGCCACGGUGA